AGAAGGAGGAAGAGAGCAGGAGGCAUCAGGACGUUAUGAGUCCAAAAUGCAAGACCACUAAAACUAGCCAAGGAGCUUCAUUUGCUGGGGACGCAAGUAAAAAGUACCAGGGAGAACUGCAAAGUGGUUUCCAGCCCAGUCACUCUGCACACAACUUGAGACCGAAAUGGCAGCAUGAUAAUUGCCCAGUUUCACAAGUUGCCAAGCAGCUGACAACAAAUGUGUCCUACAUGGCACAGUUCCUAAAAAGGAAGGGACCAGUCACGACCAAAGAACAACUAAUUGAUUGUGCUAGACAAAUAAUUUCUGGAGGACAUGUCUUGAUGAAUUUUGCCACCAUUAUCGCGAAAAACUGCCUGGAUAAAAGAUGUGCGUCUGAAUUGCUGUAUGCUAUGGAGCAAACCAAGACCGUUAGCUAUCAGCUUAGCAUAAUUUCCAGGUAACUGCCUUGGAAAGUUACUUGUAAGAAAGGACAUGA
Messenger RNA from Pogona vitticeps (central bearded dragon), 478 nucleotides. NCBI's taxonomy places the organism in Eukaryota, Metazoa, Chordata, Lepidosauria, Squamata, Agamidae. The record is from RefSeq and is a predicted model, not a curated record.